Messenger RNA from Corticium candelabrum, 2359 nucleotides. RefSeq names its product caspase-8-like. Gene Ontology annotation, biological process: proteolysis; regulation of apoptotic process. The transcript has a single exon. Bases 100 to 2205 code for a protein of 701 amino acids. The record is from RefSeq and is a predicted model, not a curated record. NCBI's taxonomy places the organism in Eukaryota, Metazoa, Porifera, Homoscleromorpha, Homosclerophorida, Plakinidae. Gene Ontology annotation, molecular function: cysteine-type endopeptidase activity; protein binding.
AUUACCUCAUUUCUACCUUACAGCGUCAUUACGACAGAUAUUACUAAUAACUUGUGCUUGUGCUUGGGCUUGUGCUUUUCACUAGGCACGUUUCUAGAGAUGAGCAAACAGCUAGACGACAAAGUGAAGAAGUCGUUGAAGUUUAGAAAGAAAUUGAAGCGAAUCUCCGAUGAUCUCACCUCCCGUGAAGUGUAUCAACUGAAAUGCUUAGCUGCCGAGCAUAUUCCAGCUGGAGAGCGUGAACGUAUCACAAAUGGCAUGAAACUUUUCGAAUCUCUAGAGAAACGACGUCUCUUGCAAGAUGGCAACGAGGACUACCUGAUUGGACUCCUUCAACAGAUUGGACGACGUGACAUUAUUAGCAAACAGGAGCUAACGGUGUCAGGUCGAGAGAGCCUGAAGAAGGAAAAGGUUGAGAACACAUAUAACUCUUUGCUACAUGUAGUGGGCGAGCAGCUUGUAUCCGCGGAACUAGACGCAUUGAAAGGACUUGUGGUGGACGUUGUUCCUCGUGGUAGACUGCAGCAUGUGAUUAGUUCUAUGUCUUUGUUUGCGGAACUAGAAGGUUGUGGUUUGCUCUCUGAAUCAGAUCUGAAUUUUUUGAAAGAUUUACUUGAAACAGUUGGUCGAAUUGACUUGGUGAAAGUCCUUGAUAACUUUAAAGAGAAGAGAGAAGUAAUUAGACCAAGUGGAAGGGGUGGUCAAGUGGACACACAUCUUCAUGUUCCUCAAACACAUGUUACUACUUGUCAAGAAUAUCUAGGAGAAGAAAGAAGCCGUAUUGUUACUCAUCCUGAAGAUGAGUGUGAUGAGCACUUUGUUGUUAUUAAUUCUCAAACCCAUGAUACCCGUAUUUUUGAUGAAUCAACAAAGAGAAAGCAGUCUCCUUGUUCACAUGCUAGCAUAGUACAUGAACCGACAUCAACUGACUUUCCAGAGUCAAUGGAGUCUUCAGUAGACGAUCCUCCAUCUACCAGAAGAGAUCAUGGAGUUGGCAUGACAUCGGGAGAAUAUUACAUUGCAAACCAGUUACGAGAAAAAGCAGAGCAACAUUUUCCUGUGGAGACUGAAUUGGGUCAGACUGGAGGUUCUGUUUCAUAUCUAGUAGCACAAAGGGCUGGCGAGAACAGAUAUCAGUCAUCUAACAUGCAUGAACUGCCACCUCAGGUUGAAGCAGCAAGAAGGUUAGAAGAGCAGCGAUUAAGGGAGGCAGAGGCAGAAAAGAACAGAGCAAGGAUUGAGUUUAUGCAAGUGCAGGAAGAGCUUGAGCAGACACAACAAUUAAUUGCUGAACAACAGAGGGCACAAAUUACAUUACAGCAGCACUGGGAUCGAGAACGAACAAAAAGAGAGGACCUUGAGACAGAAAGAAGAGUUUUGCAAGAAGAGGUGAGAUUGCUAAAAGCCAGGGAAGAGCAGUUGUUACAACAAGCACAACGACCAACCGAACCAUUGCCAGAUCUUCAGUGCUACCCAAUGACCAGGAAUCCACGAGGAUAUGCCUUAAUAAUCAGCAUUGAACGGUUUCCUAAUUCUACAGCUAAUCUUGCAGAUAGGCAGGGCUCUGAGAGGGAUGUGCAAAUGCUGUCACACACCUUUGAAAGACUCAAGUUUCGUAUUGAUGUCAGACGCGAUCUUACUGGUUCUGACCUUGUUGCUGCUCUGAGAGAAUACGGGUCCCGUGAUCACUCAGACUACGACUGCUUUGUAUGUUGUAUGCUUAGUCACGGCAAGAAAGAUUUUAUUUAUGGAUCAGACUCGGAUCCGGUCAACGUUGAACAGCUCACUGGUCAAGUCAAUGGUCUUUCUUGCCCCUCACUCAGAGCCAAACCUAAGCUGUUCUUUAUUCAAGCUUGCCGAGGUACUGAUGACGAUACGGGUGUGGAAACUGAUGCUGUAUUUGAUGCUCAUACACAAAGGGAUGCCAUUGAGCAAGUGAAGAUCCCAUUGUCAGCAGAUUACUUGCUCGGCUAUGCUGCCCCACCGGGCAAAGUUUCGUUUCGAAGCACCACACAGGGGUCUUGGUACAUAUCUGCCCUUUGUGAGACUCUCAACACCUAUGCUGGGAGAGGCGUGUCACUCACUGAUAUGCUCAUUAUGGUCAACCAACGUCUUGCUAAUGCUACAACAAGUGACGGCUUCAAGCAAAUCCCAUCACCAAUUAAUCAACUCACAAAGCGUCUGGUGUUCACUCCUAUAGGCUAACCAAGGCAACUGUGACAAGAAAUACAUUUGAUAUUUGAUAUGAAGUACGUAGCAUUAUUGCAGUGUAGUAGUUGGUGUUUGGUGUUUGGGUUAGUUGUCACGUGGUUUUGUACCUUGUCACGUGAUUUUAUAUAAAACAGUCAGGGAACGGUGA